Molecule: messenger RNA, 3202 nt
Organism: Hibiscus syriacus
Lineage: Eukaryota; Viridiplantae; Streptophyta; Magnoliopsida; Malvales; Malvaceae
Exons: 2
Coding region: 140-2935 (931 amino acids)
Source: RefSeq, a predicted model, not a curated record
ACAAGUUUCUUUUUUUUUCAUUUCGUCCAAAUUCUGGAAAUAUAACCAUUCUCUGAAUUUUCACUUUAAAAGCGAAGAGAUUCCAUUCUUAGUUCUUCCUGAUCGUUUAGGAUUGAAGGUUCGUUGGAGGGAGUGCACCAUGCCGAGGGUUUCAUCCUACAGGAAUCAAAGAUCCAAAGGGUUGAAGGUAAAGCAUGCUCUCCAAAUAUGUGUUCUGGCUGCUAUAUGCAUUUGGCUGCUUUACCAAGUUAUGCACAAUAGUGAGAAGAAAGCCGAGUACGAGAAAUCCAACAAGGAAGUCUUAAAGUUGGGGAGAAAGGACCUUCCUCGAGCAGAGGAAACAGUUAUUAAGGAUGUGCGGGUCAAGGAUGAAGACGAGGAAGCAAGGAAGAUUGGAGAAGAAGAUAACAAGCUCGAGGAAACCGAAAGUGUAGCAAGAGGGAAUGGAGAGGAUGAUGUGAUGGGCGAGCACGAUAAUGUUAAGGCAGAAGAGGAAGCCGAUCACAGAGAAGAUUCUAUAGAUGGAGAGAAGGAAAAUGAAGAACGUCGGAACACUAAGAUUGGAGAGAAGGAAAGCGUAGACCUGGAGAGUGAAGAGACUAAAGAGAAUGUUAGCGAUGAUAAAGGGUUAGAAGAGAGUAAAGAGGACAGUAAAAACAAAGAGAGUGAAGUUAACACAGAGGAAGGGGAAAAUAAGGCACUUGAGGGGAAAGAAAACACCAAAGAGAGUCUAGAGAAGGAAAAUAACCAUAUUGGGGAAGAGAGUAAUGCUGCUGAAAGCGGCAAGAAAGAGACCGAGAAGAGUGGAGGUGAGAUUGAAAAUUUAUCAGAUGAUCAUGUCCGUGAUGGAACUGAAAUGAACAAUGGAGAAGCAAGAGAAGAACACUUAAAGGGGGGUGAUGCUUCAAGCGAAGUAAUUCAUGAUACUCAACAUGUAUCAGUUGAGAAUGAGACAGGUGGUUCAGAAAAUUCCAACCAGUCUGAGCAAUUGGAAAACAGAGGUAAAAAUGAAUUUGACCAGGAGAAAGGAUCAAGUAACAGUGAAGCAACAAAUGUUUAUCUUAAUGAGUCAAACGUGCAGGAAAAUGAAGCAACUGAAAACAAUCAAGAGAGUGGUAAUGAGAGCACGGAGGCUUCAGUGACAGAUACAAACUCAAAUGAACACCAGAAUGGUAGAGAGGCAACAUCCAAUUCAACUCAUAAUGAAAAUGAUCAACAAUUGGAGAAAUCCAAAUCAGGUGGUGAUGGUGGACAGUUAGAUUUAAAUGCAAUUGCUGCUUUGACUGAGCACAUGAAUGGAGCUAACAGUGGUUCUGCAAGCUCUACCAGUAACUCUGAGUCUGUUGAAUCAAAGGGGCAGAUUGAGAACUCUGAUGCACGGAGAGGAUCGGACAAAGAUUCUUCAUCUUCAGUUACAAGCCAAAAUGACGGAGUUCAGAUUGAUGAAUCCAACACUAACUCUGGAGUGGAGGGUACACGAGAAAAACUUAUUUCGUUGAACAAAAUCGGGAAUUCAAAUACUGGUCAGAGUGAAGAAGUUCAUUCUUCUGAUUCUUCAAUUGCCAAAGGGAGGACAGCAUCCUUGAACACUAAUUAUAAUGCCGGUUCUGGUCAGAAUGAGAGUGGAGACGAUACCAACAAUGACGCAAAUGUAAAUGGGAGAGACAAUCAGAGCAACACUAAUGAUAAUGCAAAUGCAAAUGAAGAUGUUGCUGAAAAGGAUAAUAACAAUUCAAGUUUAAAUGAAAAUGCUGCUCAGAACAACAGCAGCAAUGAGAAUGCAAGUCAGAAUGAGAAUAAUGCUUUCCAGAGCAACGACGAGAAAGCAAGUCAGAAUGAGAACAAUGAUACUGUUCUGAGCAACAACAAGAAUGAGAAUGCUGGUCAAAACGAGAAAAAUGCUGCUCACAGUGUUACCAACAACCAGAAUGCUGGUCAGAAUGAGAAUUAUACUUCCCAGAGCAACAACAACAAUGAUAAUGCAAGUCAGAAUGAGAACAAUGAUGCCGUUCAGAUCAAUACCAGCAACAGUGAUAAUGCAAGUCAGAAUGAGAUCAGUGAUGCCAUUCAGAUCAAUACCAGCAACAAUGAGAAUGCAAGUCAGAAUGAGGUUAAAGAUUCUGUUCAGAUUAACACCAACAACCAUGAGAAUGCGAGUGAGAAUGAGAACAAUGCUGCUCAGAGCAUUACCAACAACAAAAAUGCCGGUCAGAAUGAGAAUAAUGCUUUCCAGAACUAUGACAACAAUAACAGCGAGAAUGCAAGUCAGAAUGAGAAUAACAUUGCUGUUCAAAUCGACACCAACAAUGAGAAAGCAGGUAUGAAUGAGAACAAGGCCUUCCAGAAUUACAACAAUAACAGUGAGAAUGCAACUCAGAAUGAGAACAAUAAUGCUGUUCAGAUUGACAUCAACAGCGAGAAUGAAAGUCAGAAUGAGAACAAUAAUGCUGUUCAAAUUGACACCAACGGUGAGAAUGUAAGUCAGAAUGAGAAUGACAAAGCUUCUCGAAUCAACACCAACAAUGAGAAUGCAGUUAAGAAUGAGAACAAUGCUGCUCAGAGCAUUGUUGACAAAGAAAUUGCAGGUCAGAACGAGAAUAAUGCUUCCCAGAAUUUAAACAAUGACAACAAAAGCACCAAUGACAAUUCUAGCCAGAAUGAUAACAAUGACGGUGUUCAGGGAAACACAAACAACCGGGAAACCACAAAUCAGGAUGAAACUAAUAUGGCUCAUACCUACAAUAAUGAAAAUGCAGGUCAGAAUGAAAACAACAAUGCUGCUCAAAGUAACACUCACAAUAAUGGGAAUUCGGCUGAGAAUGACAACAAUAAUGCUUCAAAGACCUACAAGGACAACAAUGCAAGUGACGAUAUUAGGACUUUGGCAGAUACCAAGACUGGGGGAAAUGAUGGUGAGCAUGUAGCUGCAGAAUGAAAAUGAUGUUCUGUUGUUCACUAUAUGACUAUUAUUGCCAUCAAAGUUUUGUUUUGUACUUGCAUUGAUAAUAUAACUGGAAUUGUUUGUUUUGUACUUACAGUUCUACUUUUAAUUAUUAACACUCCAAGUUCCAUAAGCCACAUAUGUAUAUGUUUAAACUGUGUUCUCCAUCUAGCAAAAAUGAAAAUCAUAGGCUUUGAUUCAACAGAAUAUAUUUCUGAAAGUCUUUUGUUUAAGAAGGAAAGUUUCUUUUCCUGCAAAUGU